Molecule: messenger RNA, 814 nt
Organism: Schistosoma mattheei
Lineage: Eukaryota; Metazoa; Platyhelminthes; Trematoda; Strigeidida; Schistosomatidae
Source: the annotation of a GenBank genome assembly
UGUACAUCGAAAAAAAAAUUAAAACAUAAUAAAAACCCUAUAUAAGUAGUGUGACAUCAUUUGAUUAUAACAAAAUACAGAACACAAUUACUGCAUAAAACUAUUUAGGUAAAAAAAAGGGCUUGAGAACAUCGAGCUAAAAAGUCAAUUGUCAUUUAUUUUUAAAAAAAAAGCCAAAAACAGUCAUGGGAGAAAGCCGAAACACAAAAAUUUUCAUUUUAGUCAGUUUAGCAAUAGCGAUAUGCUUUACAGUGGUAGCAAUUGCUGAAGAUAAAACCCUUACAGCCGAACAUAAAUCAAGUUCGUUGAAAGCAUUUCACGCAUUCUACUUCCUCGCUCUCAUCGCUUUCAUUGUGGCGCUCGUACUAUAUGCAGUGACUAUUUUCAUAGAAACUCGAAAAAUCUUGAGCAUUGGAUUUUUUGUCGCGAUUGUAAUAGGAUGUAUAUGCUGUAUUAUCAGCGUGAUUAUGUAUUAUCAAAACUAUUCCAGCUCUCACAUGAGUGUUCGGCCACAUUCCAGCUCAUGGUUACUCGGCGUUAUUUUGGCUUCGUUUCAGCUUGUUAUAUUCGUAUUCAUGUAUAUUCUCUACUGAGAAGUGACUGGUUUUCAUAUUUACAAAUCAUGAAUGUUAUGAAGAUGGAACAUUAUUUACCUAGUAUUAAACUUAAUUAAAUGAACACAGUUGAUAAAACUCCAGGUUCUUCACACAAUUUUAUUUUGAUAAAUCAUGAACUUCACGAAUGAAGUAAACAAAAAUAUUUCAUAAAUGUCAUUCGCAAAUGUUUUUGAAGUAAAUCGUUUUAUUUAUCUCAA